AUGGAAGAGGCCGACGCUCGCCUGCAGGAAGUCGUCGCUUCGCUGCUCAACGAGCACGGGGGUAGCCACGAGCAGGCGCUCCGGCAGACGUUCGCGUGCCUGCACAACUCUGGGCUGUACGAGGCGCAGUCUGCCGCUGAGGAGGAACAGAGGGAGCAGCAGGUGCUAGCGGUCUUCCGCUCGUUUCCGUUCCGAACCCCGGCCGCCCCCGAGGGCAACGGUGCCGGGAGCCUCGUGGAGGAGACCCAGGCGCCGCCGCCGCCGCCGCCGCCGGCGGCGUACAACAACGCCCUCGCACGGGAGCCUGAGGAGGCGGGCGAGGUGACCCCGGCCCAGGUGGACCCGGAGAACGUGGGGGAGGACGCAGGAGCUCAGCCAGCGCCCGAGGCUUUGUUGCCGCUGAAUCCGGUCGAGCCCCAACCAGCAGACCAGCAGCCAUCGCCGGCGCCUCCAGGUCCGGAGGUGAGUCACCAGGGAGCGGCCCCGCCGUCCAACCUCCCACCGCAUCAGCCACCUGCCGGAGAGGACGCGGCGCCGCCACAAGUCUCGGCUACUCCCGAGAGUUUCGCGUCUGCGGCACUGGAUACUGGAGACGCAGUAGUCGCACCGGCAGCGGCGGCGGCGGUAGGAGGCUUGCCAGCGGCGGCGGCGGCCGGGGCGGUGGCCGGGGGAGGCGUUGAGGAGACGAAGGGCGAAGAGUGGGGCGAGGGGAUAAUAUAUCCCGAGACUGGGGAAGCGGAGGCGGGGUUGCCGGUCGCCGUAGAGGAAGGCGCGGCGGGGGCAUCAACGGAAGAAUCGGGGUCACAGCUUGAAGCGGGGGGGCAACAAGAAGAGACAGGGAACGGAGCGGCGGGAGCGCACGGCGAGAGCACUUACGGCUGUAACGGCACCGCGGCGUCCGAAACCAGCAAAGGAGUAGUGUACAGCGACCCGGAGAGCACCCGGCAGGAAGGGGGCACGGCAUCACAACAGCAGGAGCCACCACCUCAACAAGAACAGGAGGCGGCGCGAACCCCUCAGGUUAACGGAGGUCCUUCCACCGCCGCCGCCGCGGCCGCCGCCGCCGCUGUGGGUGAAGCAGCCGGAGGAGGGAGAAAUAUGGACGCUCUCGCGCGCCCCGCGGACGCUGGCGAUGGUGGUGCUGCCGCUUCAGCGACCGUUCCAGCUCCCGCCGCCAGCACCGCCGGCGCCGCCGCGGCCGUGUCUGCGCCGACGACGACAGCGGUAACAGAGCCACACCUCAAGACCGCUGGGCAGCCCUUGACCCACGCGAACCGCGCGGAGUCCCCUACGGGGAUGUCGACCGACCUCCAGGACAAGCUCAAGGCGCUCAAGUUGCGCCGCAAGCACCGGUUCGUCACGAUGCGAAUCGAGGGGACGGAGGUGGUGGCGGAGACGGUGGCGGCGCCCGCGGAGGGCCCGGCGGAGCUCAAGGCGGCGCUGCCGUACAGCGACUGCCGGUACGCGGUCUACGACCAGGCGAUCGUUACCGCGGAUGGCCGCAAGGCCAACAAGCUCUUCUUUUUCACGUGGGUUCCGCACAACGCCACGCCCCACAACAAGAUGGCGUACUCUCACGGGAAGGUGACGGUGAGGCAACGCCUGGAGGGUUUGUACGAUGUGGCGGCCAGCAGCUUCGGGGACGUGGAGGUGGCGCUGGGGUUGGUCGACGAGGACGAGGAAGACUCAGACAUCGACUUUUGAAGUACAUCUCUAGGCACGAUUCGGGGUAUUUGUUCGGGGUAUUUUGCUGACGGCGACGAUCGAGUUAGUUGUGCUCUUUCCUACGGUACGUUUGUGUUUUGGUUUGACUUGUAGCUUGGGCUUUUACUAACAAACUGCGCUGCAGGGUGUGGGCCGCUAACGACGAGUGUUUAACGAUAACGGUGUGUCAUGACUGUUUCCCCCAGCUUUUUGUUUUGUCUUUUUUUUUUUUUUGUGCUUGAGGAGCCCCACCUGCGAGUCUUCCCGUGGAAGGGGGUUGAGGCGGGCUGUGUUGAUUCUUGCGUUAGGUCUGUAGUCUAUGACCGAGCACGAUUUUGUCCUUUCAGCGAUCGUUCGAUUUUUCGUGACUCGUUGCG
Molecule: messenger RNA, 2081 nt
Organism: Ectocarpus siliculosus
Lineage: Eukaryota; Phaeophyceae; Ectocarpales; Ectocarpaceae
Source: the annotation of a GenBank genome assembly